This is a messenger RNA of Hippoglossus stenolepis (Pacific halibut), 1814 nucleotides long. It is a transcript of the gene acvr1l, whose product is annotated as activin A receptor, type 1 like. Gene Ontology annotation, biological process: heart development; cellular response to growth factor stimulus; BMP signaling pathway. Gene Ontology annotation, cellular component: BMP receptor complex; plasma membrane. The coding region runs from base 241 to 1767 and encodes 508 amino acids. Lineage: Eukaryota; Metazoa; Chordata; Actinopteri; Pleuronectiformes; Pleuronectidae. The record is from RefSeq and is a predicted model, not a curated record. The transcript has 10 exons. Gene Ontology annotation, molecular function: SMAD binding; transforming growth factor beta receptor activity, type I; ATP binding.
UUCUGUCGCUGACUUGUUGCCCAGAAGUCGCCAAGACUGCCCGGGCUGCGCUUUGUUGCUGCACAGCUAGCUUAGCUUAGCUUGCAGGUCUAAUGGGCGGCGGUCUGUCUGCCUGGCGCCGCCGAGGCGCCGGUGGACGGUCAAUAAAAGCGCCUGUUGGUGGCCUGUUAGCCGCAGACACACCGACCUGCGGUGUGGCAGGUCCACCGAGGAGGAGCCGCGGACUAAGUGCACUGAAACAUGGGUCGUUGCAGUGUCCAUGUCCUGCUGCUGCUGUUGCUGAAGGCCCUGCACACAUCAGCUGAGGGCUCAGAUGGACAGUUGGUAUGUUUGUGUGAUAGCCCAACAUGCCCUCAGGUCACCCGCUGCCAGGGAACCCGGUGCUUCUCCUCUGUCAUAGUGGGCGGCAGCAGGGUGGAGUUUGAGCACGGCUGCCUGAAUGGGCCGGAAAAAAUCCUGUUGCAUUGCUUCACAGCGCCGUCCUUCCACCAGGCCAUUACCUGCUGCUCUGAGACCAUGUGCAACGGCAACAACACCAGGAGCACUCUCAUGGCUCUGCUUCCAUCAGAUGAGCCAGAGGGUGAGCCAGUUCGAUAUCGUGUUGAGACCUUGGCUCUGUUUGUACUCGGCCCAGUGGUGGUUCUGGCUCUGCUCUCUGUGGUAUCGGUACUGGCCUGCAGGAGGCUCCACCACGGCCGUCUGCACAGGCUGCAGGAAUUUGACACCGAGCAGGGAGCCAUCGACGGCCUCAUCUCCUCCAAUGUGGGAGACAGCACUUUAGCGGACCUGUUGGAUCACUCGUGUACGUCAGGUUCGGGUUCGGGUCUUCCCUUCCUUGUCCAGAGAACUGUGGCCAGGCAGAUCAGUCUGAUGGAGUGUGUAGGUAAGGGCAGAUAUGGAGAAGUGUGGCGGGGUCAGUGGCAGGGCGAGAACGUGGCUGUUAAAAUCUUCUCCUCAAGAGACGAGAAGUCCUGGUUCAGAGAGACCGAGAUCUACAACACAGUGCUGCUACGACACGAAAACAUACUGGGCUUCAUGGCAUCUGACAUGACUUCUCGAAACUCCAGCACACAGCUGUGGCUCAUCACCCAUUACCAUGAGAACGGCUCGCUUUAUGACUACUUGCAGCGGGUUGCCGUGGAAACGUCGGAGGGCCUGGCAAUGGCGGCGUCAAUAGCGUGCGGCCUCGUGCACCUGCACACCGAGAUCUUCGGCACAGAGGGGAAACCGGCCAUCGCGCACCGGGACCUGAAGAGCAAAAACAUCCUGGUCACAAAGGAGCUGCGCUGCUGCAUCGCAGACCUGGGACUGGCUGUGACCCACUUCCAGGCAGACAACGUGCUGGAUGUGGGCAACAAUCCAAAGGUUGGCACCAAGCGCUACAUGGCACCUGAAGUGCUGGACGAGACCAUUCAGACCGACUGCUUUGAUGCUUACAAGAGAGUGGACAUCUGGGCCUUUGGACUGGUGCUGUGGGAAAUAGCACGACGCACAUACAGCAACGGUAUCGUUGAGGAGUACAAGCCUCCGUUUUAUGAUCAGGUUCCAAACGAUCCCAGCUUUGAGGACAUGAGGAAGGUGGUGUGUGUGGAGCAGCAGAGGCCUUUCAUUCCCAAUCGCUGGUUCUCUGAUCCUACUCUCUCUGCCCUGGUCAAACUCAUGAAGGAGUGUUGGUACCAGAACCCCUCGGCCAGGCUCACGGCGCUGCGCAUCAAGAAGACCCUGGACAAGAUCCACAGCUCUCUGGAGAAGGGUAAGGAGUCGUGAGAGGGAGGAGCUUCAGAGGCAGCUGCCUGGUGUCAGAGGGGGGGGGU